UGGUUCUUCUCCAUGCGGUCAAUCACAACACACGGGAAAUGCAUGUCGGUACAGGUUAAGCCAUGCUUUUAAAGCUCUUCACUUUCCGCGAAGUCUUCAAAACAAUAACAAGCAGGGUAGGGGUAGGACGCACUGUCACAACAAUGCGGACUGUUUCACAGAAAGAAUUACCGGGAUCUGAGAACGACAAACCGAAUGGCAUCACGAGACAGCAUUCACGGGAAGACGUGCCACCAAAAUCGAAAUACACAAUUUGCGUGGAGGGAAACAUUGGAAGUGGAAAGACAACAUUGCUUGAUUAUUACAAGGACUACAGCAUGACUGAGGUUUUUCAAGAACCUGUCCACAAAUGGCGGGAUAUUAAAGGACAUAAUGCACUGAGUCUGAUGUACAAGGACCCGGCACGGUGGGGGUUAACGUUCCAGACCUAUGUCCAGCUGAUCAUGCUGGGCAUCCACAUGGAAGCCCAAGAGAAGCCCAUUAAGAUGAUGGAGAGGUCAAUAUUCAGCGCCAAAUACUGCUUUGUGGACAACUUGCACAACAGUGGGAAAAUGCCGGACAUUGAACAUAUUGUGCUGACGGAAUGGUUUGAUUUCAUUGUGAAAUCUCAGGACUUUAAAGUAGAUCUCAUUGUGUACCUGCAGACCAAGCCGGAGACGGUAUAUGAGAGAAUACAACGUAGACAAAGACAGGAAGAGAAGAAUAUCCCCCUGGAAUACCUAGAAGCUCUACACAAGCAGCACGAGGACUGGCUCAUUCACAAGAAGUACCCCUGCCCUGCUGAUGUUCUGGUUUUGGACGGGAACCCCGAUGCGAACGGCAUGGUGAAGAUAUAUGAGGAGAACAGAUCACAAAUCCUUAAGCACCCCUAGCAAGAGGUCAAUUUUCACAAUCUCAGUGGAGAGACGCUGAUGUAUGACAGUGUAGAGGCGACAGUCAUCUGGACCCGGUUGUAUCAAACUUUAAUGAUGCAUUAACGUGUCAUUAAACCUUCAUUAACUAAUGUAUCAUUAAAUCCAGUUGUACUAACGUUUUAAUGACGUCGUGGUGUCAUUAGCGCGUCAUUAACUUAAUGAAGGUUCUGGGGCAUCAUUAGCGUGUCAUUAAAAACAAACAUGGCAGCGAACAUAUUGUUUGAACACUUAGGAGGCACAAGGAAAGACCGUGUUUUCAGAAAACGAGCUCAACACCUCGAAUCCAUGAGCGAUGAAGAAGUAAGGGCCCGCAACCGUUUUGGGAAGGCAAGCAUUAGAUAUAUCUGCGAUCUUGUGAGAGAUGAAUUACAGCCCAAAUCUGCAAGAUCGCACGCACUAAGUGUUGAACUACAGGUAAAUGUUUGAUAAUUAACACGUCGUCACUAGAAACUCAGCUAGUUUGAAAUAAACAUAUAAUUAUAGCGCCAAAUUUAUAGCGGGCAAAUUUAUGGCGGCAAUCUUUACAAUGAAUGAAAAGCACUUCUACGUGGGUCAGCUCACUGGUCUGUGUUGGUAAAGUCAUAUGUGCAAGCCUAAUGAUACCAACCUUGUAAAUAUAUUUCACAAUUGAAAGUAAUGUAAAUUCAUGGAUCCCUUUCACUUCACUCCAGAAAGAUACGUUUUCAACUUGGCGUUGUCAGCCAUGAUCAAUUUCAUAAGGGGGAGUUACUCUAAUGACUUAAACUAAAUGUGUCGUGCACACUGAAGAGAACAGUUUUGCGUGUUCGAUUCCGGCCAAAAGAACAUUUUAAUUAAUUAAAGCAUGCACAUCUUAUAUCAAUAAUUAACACUUUACUUAGUGAGACAUAAUGAAAACGCAGCCAAAGUUUAUUACCUGGCCGUCCGAGAGGGAUAUAGGCGACAUUAGAAAGGAAUUCUACAAUAUAUCUCGAUUUCCUGGAGUCAUCGGAUGUAUCGAUGGGACACAUGUACGGAUACAGGCUCAGACAGCGAACCUGCCUUUGUCAAUAGGAAAGGCUACCAUUCGAUCAACGUUCAAGCAGUGUGUGACAGCCAAGGUGUGUUAAAUAAUUUUUUAUAAUAAAUCAAAUGUCACUGUUAAACCUGUGCAUGGAGCAUACACGUCCUCCCUUCAAAGUCAUAAGGACAAUAUGUUUACGACCCUGACACCAUUCACGUUGUUAAACGAAAUAGCUAUCAGACAAAUCUUUAUAGUAUGAUAUGAUUUCAGCAUUUGUUGUUUAACGCCGCGAUCAGCAAUGUUUCAGCUAUAUUGCAGUGGCUGCAUCAUGAACCAAGUUCGAUGGUAAUAUUGACUUAUAUUAAUAUUGACCACAUUUGUCUCGUUCUGUAGGUAAAUUUUCUUUCUUUCGUGGGUGACGGUGCUACACAACUUACUGUUAAGUAUGGAGAUGUGUUUCUCCACCAACUCGGCAAUAAGCUGAAUUUCGGAGCUGUCGAAAUUCUUGUUUCUAUUCCUAGGUUUAGGUGGAUACGAUGCCAUUUUGACAGACAACCGGAAGUAACGCGUACGUGUUUACGUCAAGGAAUUGUGGGAAAUAUUUAGGGGAAACACCGAAUUUAAUGACAGGUUAAUGAAGACACUUACAUUAAGGCGUCAUUAGAUAAUGAUAUGCUAAUAAACGUUUGAUACAACCGAUUUUAAUGAUGCCAUUAACUAAUGGUGCAUUAAGCAUUUAAUGUAUCAUUAGGGUUUAAUGUAGCCAUUAGUUAAUGAGGCUUUGAUACAACCGGGUCCUGUACAUAAGCCUAGUGUAUGUGCUUAAGUGUGGGGCUCAUUGUGUGAGUGGGGGCACGGGUGGCCCAGUCGUCCCAAGGUGCCACGAUUCGCGUCCCUUGGGCAUGCCAGAAACCAAUGAUUGUGGGUUCGAAGUCCCGGUUCGCCCCGAUUGUGUUGCAUCAUACCCGUGCGCGUGGGUUUCCCCAAAGUGGUAAAUGUCUUAGACAUGCACCAAAUGUAGUAACAUAAAAACGUCUACCUCGGAUGAAUUCUAAAUCCAAGGACCUUCCACAGUCAACGAUUAUGGUUGUUUGUGAGUAAGACAGGAAAAUAUGCACAUCAGGGAUUAGGCCCCCGACAGUCUUCCAGGAUGUUAUUUUUCUGCUGAUUCUAGGUUUGUUGUUUUGCUCUGUAGAUGAGAUUGAUUUCAUGGUAGGACAGUGACUUCUACAUGGGCUGUUGGUGCGUGGGCAGAGUUUCCAGGUCUGACACUGCCUGGAUAACAGUGAUCCUACAGAGACAUGUUUGUGCAAUCAUUAUUAGUAGUGGGGGGCAUGGGCAUGGGCAUGGGUGGCCUGACAUACCACUGUUUCCAUAUUAAGAAUGGAAGACAAGGGGUGCUAGUCAAUACCAUCAUGUUAAACUUAAUAGGAAAUGUGUCCAUGUACUAAAUGGUCUAUAGUAGAAGACCUCACAAGACCCACUUCAUUAUGUCAUAUCAUGACUUAAAUGUAUCUGGGGGCAUGGGUGGCCCAGUCGUCUAAAGUGCCACGAUUCGCUGUGCAGAGUUGCGUCCCCUGGGCACGCCAGAAACCUAUGAUUGUGGGUUCGAAUCCCGGUUCGCCCCGGUUAUGUUUCU
Molecule: messenger RNA, 3535 nt
Organism: Haliotis rufescens (red abalone)
Lineage: Eukaryota; Metazoa; Mollusca; Gastropoda; Lepetellida; Haliotidae
Product: thymidine kinase 2, mitochondrial-like
Exons: 9
Coding region: 63-872 (269 amino acids)
Cellular component (GO): cytoplasm; mitochondrion
Molecular function (GO): deoxynucleoside kinase activity
Source: RefSeq, a predicted model, not a curated record